AUGAUUUUCUCAGAGGCAGAUUACAGGGGCAUCAUCUUCCCACACGAUGACCCGUUGGUCUUGGCAUUGGACAUUGCAAACUCUGACGUGAAUCGAGUGCUGAUAGACGGAGGUAGCUCGGCAAACAUUAUAUUCUGGGAAGCAUUCAAACAAUCGCACAUAUCAGAGGAGGAGCUGACAAGAGUGAAUUACCCAGUGGUCGGAUUUUCGGGAUCCACAAUGUAUCCAAAGGGUAGCAUCAGGCUGCCGGUAAGAAUUGGAGAUAGGUCUGAGGCGCGUGACCUCAUGGUGGAUUUCUUAAGCAUCAAAGUGUCGGCAGCAUACAAUGUGAUCAUUGGUUGUCCUUUCAUACACGACGCACAAGCAAUAGUGUCAACAUACCACCUAACAAUGAUAUACAUGUCGAAUCUGGAAAGGCCGACAAAGAUAAGGGGAAGUCAAGAGGCGGCGAGAUCUUGCUAUUUAACAGCAUUGAAAACACCAAGCAUGAUAGUGCAUGAGGUAAACCUGGCAAGAGAGGCCAGCGCAAAAAGAGGGCGAGCCGACCUUAACAUGAAACAUUUUGAUGAAAGACCUGCAACAACACCAAGACCGUCAACAUAUGGUCUAACCGAGGAAAUCGAGUUAGAAGUGGGCCGACAAGGAAGAACAGAUGUAAUCGGCACAGAAACGGAGGUUGGCAUGAGGGUCAACCUUAUAGGUUUAUUAAGGGAGCAUGCUGAUGUCUUUUCCUUCUCGGCGAAUGAGGUGUCGGGUAUCGAUCCUAAUGUCAUAGUUCAUCGCCUGAACGCAUACAAAAACGUAAGAUCAGUAAGGCAAAAGAAGCAAAAUUUCUCCAUAGAAAAAAUGGCAGCAAUCCAAGAAGAGGUGGAAAAUCUUCUGGCGGCAGAUUUCAUCGAGCCAUGCGACUACCCGGAAUGGCUAGCAAACGUAGUCAUGGUGAAAAAACCAAGCGGAUCUUGGAGAAUGUGUGUUGAUUUCACCAACCUUAUUAGAGCAUGCCCAAAAUAA
Molecule: messenger RNA, 1011 nt
Organism: Spinacia oleracea (spinach)
Lineage: Eukaryota; Viridiplantae; Streptophyta; Magnoliopsida; Caryophyllales; Amaranthaceae
Exons: 1
Coding region: 1-1011 (336 amino acids)
Source: RefSeq, a predicted model, not a curated record